UGAUGGAAAAUGGUAAAAUAGAGGAGCUAAAAUCAACAAAUAAAUCCGAAAGUAGGCUUAAACUAUCUAAAUUAGUAAAUGAAUAGUAGGAAUAGAUUCAAAAGGAUCAUUUUUCUUACCCUGAGUCAGAUAGAAAAGCUUUGAUUAAAACAGGACCAUUAAUAUAAUAUGAAAGAGAUAUUUAUUCAGAAAACUGUUAAAAACAUGAGAAACUAUGCAGAUCAAAUGAAACUAAGGAACUAUUUUAGGUGAAUUUUUAAGAACUACUAAGAAGAAACCAAACUUAAUUAAAAAUUGAUAAUAAUAGAAAAAACCCAUUUUAUAAUAAAAUAAAGGAUAAGAAAAAAAGAAUAAAAAGAUCUACAACUUUGUAAUUAAAAUUACAUAAAUUUAAUUUAUUUAUAAAAAAAAUUAAAAGAAUAAAGUUAUAAAAACAAUAAGAGAAACAUAUAUAUAAUCUCAAUCAAAUUCCUACUUUUGAAACUUAAAUUGUAAAAUUCAAUUUGGAAAACUAAAAUACAAUAGAUAUAAAAAUAAUUAUAAAUACUGAUUUUUUGUUAAAUUUUUAAAAUUCAGAAGAAAAUAAUAAAGAUAAUAAAGAAAUUAAAAUACAGGUCUUAGAUUCUAUUCAAGAAACAAAAGUCUAGAAUAAUUUAUGUUUGCUUAAAAACGAAAAAAUUGAGGUGAGUUUAAAAAAAUCACCUCAAUUUUUGAUUGAAGAUUCAGAAAAAGAACCUGAACUCAAUAAUAAGUCAAAGAAAAUUAGUUUUAAGGAAUUAAUGUAUAAAAUUGAUCUAGAAAAUAAGCAAAAUCAAAAAAAAUUAUUAUAAAAAUAAAAGUUAUAAUAAGUAAUUACAAAUUCGUAAUAAAAAUUACAUAUUUUUAAUGAAAUACAAGCUCAAGAAAUCAUUAUAAUUGAUCAAAAAGAUAUAAUAUAAAAAGAAGAAUAAGAAAUGACAUAAAAUAUUUAAUCAUUUUAAAGAAAGAAUGAAUAUGAAGUGUAGUCUCCAAAUGAAAAAUAAGGAAUGAUUAAAAAUGUAUAAGAUUUUGAAAUUACUAAAAUUGAUUUUAAUUAAAUAAAAAAUGAUCCUUAAAAUAAUACAUCUGAAGAAGAUAGUUGUCAAAUUAUUGAAAAUAAUCAUUAAAAUGAAUUUUUUGUUGAAUAACAGAAAAAAUAAAGAAAAAAAAAUAUAAAUUAAAAAAAUUUUCCAGAAAAUAAGAGUGAACAUAAUGGUUAAAAUUUUGAAUUAACUUAAUAAGUAGUAUAUAAUCAAAAUAAGAACAAAAAUGAAAAGAAUUAGAAUUCAGAAGAAUGUGAAUCGAUAUUUUAGAAAUUUGAAUAAUUUUGUAAUGAAAACCAAAAGAAUAUUUAAAAAGUGAGAGAUAAUUUUUUAAGAAAAACAAGAUAAUUACAAAAAUAAAAAUAAAGAAAAAUAGAAAGAGAGAGAAGAAUUGAAAUUAAAAGAUAAUUAGAAUUAGAAAGAGAAAGAGAUAGAGAAAAAUAAAGAUAGAGAGAAAUUGAAAUAAUAAGAUAGAGAGAAAUAGAUAAAGAUAAAGAAAAGGAAAGAAUAAUGUAAGAUGAGAUUUAGAAAAAAAUAAAAUUAGAAAAUUAAACAGAAAAAAGAAAAAAAAGAAAGAAAUUAAUAGAGAAUCGCAUCAAAUUUUGUAAAUAGCAUGAUUAAAAUGAAACAAAUAGGUCUAAAAAUAGAAAGCUCAGAUCAUUAUCAAACUAAAGUUAAAAAUGUAACUCAGAAGAAUAAAAUAUAUUUUCAAUAUAAAAUUCAGAAAAUAAUAAGUAAUAAGACUAAUAAUAUUUGUAACAAUAAAUGAAUGCUAAUUAAUUUUUUGAUGUUUUUGAUCUUGAUAAAUCAAAAUAAAUUGUGAUAGGAUAAUAAUUUAAAUAAUAAGAGGAAAACAAUUUAAACCAAAAUUCUAAUACCUAUCAAUAUUAAACUUUAUUUCCUUAAUUAAUUCCAUAAAAUAUAUUAAAUUACCAUUAUUAAUAUUAGGCUAUUUCAUAAUUUUAAGUGCCUAUGGUUAUUUAGCCUAAUCCUUCUAACAUGAAAAAUCCUUACUUUUAUAAUUAUUUUAUGCCUAUUAAUCAUAUUUAAUAAUAAACUUUCAGCCAAAGUGAUGGAUCAAUUAAUUUAUAAAAAGAUCAGUAAAAAUUUUAAAUGGGAUACUUUUUGUUAAUAACUCCAGAAAACUUUGAUCCAACUUAAGUAGUUUAAUUAUCACCUCUAACUUUUUUAUUUAUUCCUGAAAGCUCAAAGUUAUAAGAUAUAUAUAAAUGA
Messenger RNA from Paramecium pentaurelia, 2294 nucleotides. NCBI's taxonomy places the organism in Eukaryota, Ciliophora, Oligohymenophorea, Peniculida, Parameciidae. The record is from the annotation of a GenBank genome assembly.